Messenger RNA from Capsicum annuum, 1375 nucleotides. Its product is annotated as CBBY-like protein. Lineage: Eukaryota; Viridiplantae; Streptophyta; Magnoliopsida; Solanales; Solanaceae. The transcript has 8 exons. Gene Ontology annotation, molecular function: hydrolase activity. The coding region runs from base 110 to 1075 and encodes 321 amino acids. The record is from RefSeq and is a predicted model, not a curated record.
CAUAAUGGAGGUGGGCCAUGGGGGGCGGAUAAAGAAGGCAUGGUUGGAAAACCGUUAUUUUCCAACCAAAUGAAAAAGCUAACAAAUUUGAGUGGCAGAAACAGUUGCAAUGGCUUUGAGAGUUGUUUCUUCUUCUCCAACCAUUUUUUCAUCACAAAGAAAAGCUGCUUCAACACUACCAUCUACAGUCACGUUACCCAAUCCCAACAGCUCCCUCUUAUCGUCAUCGUCAGCAGCGAUUUCUUGUUCAGUUCAGAGAAAUAAAUCAGCUACUCUUCGCAGCAAGACGAGCAGGCGUUAUAGUGGAGUAGUGACCUGUUCCUCUUCGCCUUCGGUCCUACCAAAGGCACUGUUAUUCGACUGCGAUGGUGUACUUGUCGAUACGGAGAAAGAUGGUCAUCGUAUUUCCUUCAAUGACACUUUUGCUGAGAAAGAAUUGGGUGUAACUUGGGAUGUCGAUUUGUAUGGAGAGUUGCUCAAGAUUGGAGGUGGAAAAGAAAGGAUGACAGCCUACUUUAACAAAGUAGGUUGGCCAGAAAAUGCACCAAAAACUGAAGAAGAAAGAAAGGAGUUUAUUGCAGGACUUCACAAGCGAAAGACCGAAUUGUUCAUGGCUCUCAUUGAGAAGAAAUUGCUACCACUUCGUCCAGGUGUUGAAAAGUUGAUUGAUCAGGCUCUGGGUAAUGGAGUGAAAGUUGCAGUGUGCAGCACUUCCAAUGAAAAGGCGGUCUCAGCCAUAGUGUCAUGCUUGUUGGGACCAGAGCGAGCGGAACAGAUCCAGAUAUAUGCAGGUGAUGUGGUUCCUCGCAAGAAGCCUGAUCCGGCCAUUUACUUGUUAGCAGCCAGCACCCUUGGGGUUGAUCCUUCAAGUUGCGUUGUCGUAGAAGAUAGUGGCAUAGGUCUUGCAGCUGCCAAAGCAUCUGGAAUGAAGUGCGUUGUGACAAAAAGUGGGUACACAGCCGAUGAGAAUUUCUCAAAUGCAGAUGCAGUUUUUGAUUGCAUCGGAGAUCCUCCAGAGGAACGGUUUGACUUGGCAUUUUGCGGAAGCCUUGUUGAGAAACAAUAUGUCAGUUAGUCCAUCAGGCACUGCCCUUGUUUAUGGAAUGUUGUGCUCACUCACCACACAUCAGUUCAUGUAUUGUAUCUCCUCAAUGACUACUACAAAAGCCUAAUGUCAUUUUAUCUCUUGAUGCCUUCUCUGAUAAACAGCCUAAAAAUUCGUCUUGAAACACAUUGUGAAAGAGUUUUCCUUUUCUUUUGGGACUGGAGGGAGGUGGUAGAUUAGAAGUGUUAAAACUUAUUACUAGUAUUUGCAGCUUUCAAACAGACAUUACAGUAAGGAUUAUGAUUAAUGAUCAGGGGAAAUUUGAGGACA